CUGUCGUCAUGGCAAACUAUAUACAAAAAAAAGUAAAUUAAUUUUAGAGCUUGUUUGACAAUUUGACAAUAAAAAAAAAUAAUUAGUGACUAAGAUGCAACAAGCAACAGCAGUUAGUUGCAUUAAAAAUACAGACUCCCAAGUACAGUUACCGCAGACAAAAUUAAAAAAAGAAACAGAAGUAAAUAAAGAAAAAAAAUUAGUUAAAAGUGUCAAUAGUAAGAUCCAAUUAUCUAGAAAAUGUCAAAAAAAAUUAACUCAAUACUCAUCAACUAAAAUUAUCAAUAUGAAAUACUCAAGACCAAUUAAAAAAAAUCUACAAAAUCCAUGUCCGUCAUUACGAACUCUUGUUCCUAUUACUGGAUCAAGAAAAAGUAUUUCAUUAAUUGAAUUAUCCCCGGCUAAAAUGAAUACUAAAUUAAUCAAUAGAUUAGAUUCUGAUAAAUUUGAUAUGGAGGAUUUCGAUGGCGCAAAAGUUUGUGGCUCAAAUGAUGUGUUUAAAAAAAAUUGGCUGGAUGCCAAUAAUAGUAAUAAUGAUAAUAAUAAUAAUGAUAGUAAUAAUAUUAAUAAUGAUAAUAUAAGUAAAGUAAAGAACAAUAAAGACUUGGAAAUGAUAAUGAAAAAAAAAUCGGCGAGUAUUGUGUGUCAUACAUUAAUAAUAAAUGCAUGGAGACGUAGACGUGAAGAAAUAAUUGAUUUGAAUGUUAUUAUUGAUGAGCUACGUCAGCAAAUAGAUCACUUACAGUUGCAAAUUGUUGUAUUGAGACGAUUACUGGACACCGAGAAUAGCCGGGUCGGUAAACUUGGCACACAAGUUCGUCGCGCUAAAAUACAACUUGAUAAUGUUACCAAAGAAAAGGAUAUUCUUAAUAAUGAAAAUGAAAAAUUGAAAAAUGAUUUAAAUUCAAUUAAUCAAAUUAGUGAAGAACGCAGAGUUUUGAUUGAAAAUUAUAAAAACGAACUGAUUAAUACGAAAAAUCAACUAGAGAGUGUCGAUAAUCAAAUGAUGAAGGACAGAGAAAAGUUACUGAAAUUACGAGAUGAUAAAAAAAUUUUAUUAGAUAAGGUUGCAGCGUACGAAAAAAUUUCAAGUGAACGUAAAGAGCGAGCAGACAAAGCUGCGAACGACGUCGAGGAGUUAACAAAUAAGCUGAAUAUUCACAUGGCUAUUGUUGAAAGUUUGAAGGAAGAGAAACAACAACUUGACAAGAAUUUAGAAAUAAUUGAAAAUAAAAAAUUGAAAAUUGAGGAACGUCUAUUGGCUAGUGAAGACCGUGAAAGAGUAUUGAGCUUGCGGGUUAGUAAUCUUGAAAUACUGUUGAGUGAUCGUGAAGCUGCGUUACGUAAGAUCGAGUCUGUUUAUAGUUUUCAAUUGUCUGAAAUAAAUGAAUUAAAAGAAAAAUUAAUGCGACAAAGCCAAGAAUGUGGUUGGAGUAGUAAAAUUUUGCAAAUAGCAGGAAGUGUCGUAAGAGCACCGCGAGUUAUAUUACGUACUAUUUCAUUCUUAGCAUUCGGUGGAAUUUCUUCACGUCCAUAAAAAAACACUUGUCUUAAAAUUUAAAAAACGUCUGGACCAAACACCAUCCAUUUUAUAAAAAUUCAAAUAAAUUUGACACUUGAAACGCGAUUUAAAAAAAGCCCACUAUCAAUUUCUAUUUAUCAACCUCGGAUCUGAAAUAAAAAUAAAAUUUUUUAAAAAUCACGAUAUUAAAAAAAAACUGGAUACUGUAAAAAAUUAUCAAGUU
Messenger RNA from Microplitis mediator, 1745 nucleotides. RefSeq lists its product as uncharacterized. The transcript is spliced from 6 exons. NCBI's taxonomy places the organism in Eukaryota, Metazoa, Arthropoda, Insecta, Hymenoptera, Braconidae. The record is from RefSeq and is a predicted model, not a curated record. The coding region runs from base 95 to 1537 and encodes 480 amino acids.